Molecule: messenger RNA, 6692 nt
Organism: Astyanax mexicanus (Mexican tetra)
Lineage: Eukaryota; Metazoa; Chordata; Actinopteri; Characiformes; Acestrorhamphidae
Gene: rfx1b
Product: regulatory factor X, 1b (influences HLA class II expression)
Exons: 18
Coding region: 270-2825 (851 amino acids)
Biological process (GO): regulation of transcription by RNA polymerase II
Cellular component (GO): nucleus
Molecular function (GO): DNA-binding transcription factor activity, RNA polymerase II-specific; RNA polymerase II cis-regulatory region sequence-specific DNA binding
Source: RefSeq, a predicted model, not a curated record
GCAACAGUUGCCCCGGUGAGGACGAGGCGCCAUAGUCACGGUAGUCGUGGCGACCAGAGCCCAGCAACGGGGAUCAACAACAACAGUCCGCGCGCCGUUAACGAAGAGAAAAACUACCGGAACCGCGCGGUAACGGGGAAAACCGGGCCCGGGGCGCGAGGAGAGGCUCCCGUUGCAGCUCGGGGCGGCGCGCGGGGCUCGUUUGAGGCGCGUGCAGCUGUAGCGCCGCUGAGCGCGAGGCCAGGCGGAGAAUUUAAGCUGUAAUCAUCAUGGCAACUCCAGGCUACACAGAGGAACUCCAGCCCUCCCAGCCUCAAGGGUGCAGCAUAACCCCGGCCAAGGCCAACCAGCAGAAAGCCACACCCACUGCCACUCCCCAGUUCCUCCCAGAGAUACAGAGCCCCUCCAGCUCCACCUCUGCACAGACGAGCACCACCUCCAGAGCCAUACAGGCCACGCCUCUGAUAAGCCAGAAGAAGACUGCUUUGCCCACACCCCCUCCGGCAACCGUGGCAACAGCAGCUUAUGUAACCUCAGAGAUUCAAAGCUCCGCCUCCCAGUCCAGCAAUGGCCAGAGCACACCGCAGUUCAUAGUGGUGACGGUUACAGAAGGAUCUCUUCAUUCGAACGACUCCGUGUCGGACUCCAGUCCUCCCCCUGCUGUCCAGACAGGUGUACCCACCCAUGUGGUGCAGCAGGUGCAGGCCGCACAGCAGAGGUCGGUGGUGCAGACCACAGCAAAGAGCCAGAGCGGCCAGCUGGGGGUCAGCAGCCUGCACAUCACUCCUGAUAUCGCUCAGGUGGCACAGCAUGUCUACUCCAGCCAGAUUCAGUAUGUGGACGGAGACGCCAACUACAACAGCACACCCAUUCGUUCCAGUGCUUAUCCAUACACAGACUCCUCCCUCUACACCCAAGCCACACCCCCUGCUACAUACUAUGAAGCCCCGCCUACUUCUGCCUCACAGGUCUCCACCCCCGUGACCUCUCAGCCGGUGUCUGUGGCUACAGGGUCCAGCAGCGGGGCGGCACCCAUGUACUCGUGUGGUGGUGGUGCAGGUGUUACCGUGGUGACAGGAGGCUCCUCCUCAUCCAGUGGGGGUGGAGCCGGAGGCGGGGCCAGCGGAGCAGGGCCGGGGAGUUAUGUGGUUCAAGGUGGAUACCUGAUUGGUGGAGGAAGCCAGAGUUACUCACCCCACCACACACGAGCCUCGCCUGUUACUGUGCAGUGGUUGUGUGAUAAUUAUGAAACAGCGGAGGGUGUUAGUCUUCCUCGCUGCACUCUGUACUGCCACUACCUGCUGCACUGCCAGGAGGCCAAGCUGGAUCCGGUUAACGCCGCGUCCUUCGGCAAGCUGAUCCGAUCCGUCUUCUUGGGUCUACGCACCAGACGCCUGGGCACCAGAGGGAACUCGAAGUAUCAUUACUAUGGCCUCCGGAUCAAGAGCAGCUCCCCUCUUCAGAAGCUGAUGGAGGACCAGCAGCACCUGGCCAUGAGACAACAGCCCUUCUCUCAUAAACACAGGCUGAAGCCAGUGCAGAAGGUUGAAGGAAUGACCAAUGGGAUGGGGAUGGGGAUGGGGUCAGGACAGGGGGUGGGGCUUGCAGACAUCAGCACUCAAGUUCAACAGUAUCAGCAGUUUUUGGAUGCAGCUCGUGCUUUGCCGGAGUUUCCGGAUAUUGAUGUCCAGGAUAAACCCCUGCCGGACGGGAUUCUUCCAGAACACAUCCAGGCCUUCCAGCAGCUCUACAGAGAACACUGUGAGGCUAUAGUGGAUGUGAUGGUGAACCUGCAGUUUCCUCUGGUUGAGACUCUGUGGAAAAGCUUCUGGAGGUUCAGUGAGGGACCAACUAGUGAACUGGCUGCUCUCGAACUUAAUGGAGAAUCGGAGAAGCGUUUGCCGAAGUCGUGUUUGGUCCUGCUGUGUAAAUACGACCCUGUUCUGAGCUGGAGCCGCAACUGUGACAACUCCCUCUACCAGACUCUAGUGGAAAUCCUCAUCCCCGACGUCCUCAGACCCAUACCCAGUGCCUUAACCCAAGCCAUCCGUAACUAUGCCAAAAGCUUAGAGAGCUGGCUCACCAGCGCCAUGAUGAACAUCCCGGAGGAGAUGGUCCGCAUCAAGGUUGUGUGUGCAGGAGCGUUUGCUCAGACUCUGCGCAGGUACACGUCUCUGAAUCACCUGGCUCAGGCUGCUCGAGCCGUGCUGCAGAACUCCGCCCAGAUCACACAGAUGCUCAACGACCUCAACAGAGUGGACUUCACCAACGUACAGGAGCAGGCAUCAUGGGUGUGUGUGUGUGAGGAGCGUGUGGUGCAGCAGAUCGAGCAGGACUUUAAGCUGACGCUGCAGCAGCAGAAGUCCCUGGAGCAGUGGGCGGCGUGGCUGGACGGGGUGGUCUCUCAGGUCCUGAAGCCGUACGCCUCCAGCCCCGCCUUCCCCAAAGCAGCCAAACUCUUCCUGCUGAAGUGGAGCUUCUACAGCUCCAUGGUGAUCAGGGAUCUGACUCUGCGCAGUGCGGCCAGUUUCGGCUCCUUCCACCUGAUCCGCCUGCUGUAUGAUGAGUACAUGUAUUACCUGGUGGAGCACAGGGUGGCCCAGGCCAAGGGAGAAACACCCAUCGCUGUUAUGGGAGAGUUUUCCAGUCUGGGUCGGAAUAUGAACUCAUCAGACCUAGAUAAAGAAGAGGAGGAAGAGGAGGAGGAGGAAAGCGAUGAAGAUCUGAUGUGCGUAACAGCUGAUUCGUCUGGAUUGGGGGAGGAGUCUAUGGAACCGCCCACCAAACUAGCCAGAACGGACCUGUUCACCCCUGCACACAAUUAAAACACACACAUACACCACACACAUACCUUUAUACACACACACACAUAUAUAUAUAUGCAUAUAUACACACAUUUCACUCAACACCAUACACAGCCAUUACACACACACACACACUUUAUACACAUAUACACACACUUCCCAUUGGCUUUCGGCUUUCUUAUACACAUAUAUAUCCUGAGUUUCUCAUCUUAGUGCCAUGUAGUCACCUGCCUUACCCUUUACUGAGCUCCUCUGUUGCCUCUAUCCGAUAGUGUAAUGUAUUGAUGUCUAAUGCCUUAACUUGAUUUCAGUGAUAAUGCCUUAAGUAUAACAUAUUAUAGCCUGUUUGUGUGAUUUACAGCGUUUACAGUAUACAUCUUAUAUACACAUAUAUAAAUAUAAACAGAGAGAGAGAGAGAGAGAGAAAGUCUGCAUGUCUGAGUUAAAAAGAGUGAGAUUUAGAGAUUCAAAAUCCUCAGAUUUCUUAAUCAGGAAUCAGGAAACCGUUAUUUUUGAUUAAACGCCCUCCUGUUGCUUUUUCUCCCAUCAGCCAUCAUGUUUUUCAUUGCUUUGCAUUUCCCUGAUUUGCUGCUUCAUGGAAGCUGUAGUUCUGUCACUUCUCCACAUUAACCAACCAGUAAUUAUCAUUCAUUAUUUUACAUGAUGCUAAUUGGCCCCUACUGGCUGUCAGGCACUUUUAGCAGCAUUAGCAUUUGUGGAGUAAUGCUGAUAUAUUCAUUCUAUUUACUGUGGGAAAUUGGAUAUCUGUGCAUGGAAUGAUGCUGUUUCAGUGUAACAUGCAGAUAAUUAUACACUAUUUUAAAAACAAAUCCCAAAAUAUUAUACCUAAAAAUAUAAAAAUAUAAACAAUGCUUUUUUGUGUUUUAUACUUGUGAGGUGAGGGAAUCUGCAAAAAGGCAUAAACAAUAUUCAGAUUUGUAAAUUAUAUAAAAAAUAAAAUAAAAUCUGUCUAUUGGACGUUUCACCUUUGACCCUUCAUAUUUCUGAGGUUUAAAUCAAGUAUAUAUAUAUAUAAUUUUUUUAAAUUCUAUUAACAAUUCUCACCACUUAGAUCAAAAUUUAAUAAAGCUUUGUUAAAAUUAAUUUUUUUGAAUUACAGUACCAGUCAAAAGUUUGCACACACCUUAAAUUCAGUAUUUUUUCUUAAUUUUAAAAAUCAUCAGUGCUGAACUCAUCAAGAGUUAACUACUUGAAUUUCUUGUCUCUUAAUAAAGUAGUGAAGAGGUACAGUUACAGUAAAAAUACACCAUCAAAAAUGUUAUGAUGAUGAAACUGGCACUCAUCAGGACUGCCCCAGAAAAGGAAUAGUAAGAAUUAUAGAUCAAAAUUCAAAAAUGCAUUGUUAAAAUCACAUUUUUUUGAAUUACAGUAUCAUUCAAAAGUCAGGACACUUUUUUAUAUUAAAAAACAGCUGUGCUGACCUCGUCAAGAGUUAAUUACUUGAAUUUCUUGUCUCUUAAUAAAGUGUUUGAGAGCAUCAGUUAAAGUAAAGUAGUGAAGAGGUAGAGUUACAGGUAUACAGUGAAUAAUAGCUCUAUAUGAGUAAUGUUCUAAUCCAGAUUAUGAGAAGCAACAACUACUCAACUAAAUAAAAAAAGAAAAAAUAGACCAUUAAAAAUGUUAUGAUGAUGAAACUGGCACUCAUCAGGACUUGAGUUAGAGUUUUCUCUGUUAUACAGGAUAAGUUCAUCAGAGUUUCCAGCCUCAGAAACCUCUAAAAGUUAACAGCUCCCCAGAUAAGAUUUUGGUUUAACACUGUUUUUAAAUUACUACAUGAUUCCUUAUGUGUUCCUUCAUAGUCUGAUAGAUCACUUUACUAUUCAUUUACUAUGUAGGGAAAAAAAAGAAAGAAAAACAUUGAACAAAAAGGUGUGUCCAAACUUUUGACUGGUACUUUUUACAAAAUGCAGAUUCAAUACUUGCGUCAGCUUUUAAGAUCCAUACAGACAAAGCUGAUUGAAAGAAGUUGUUAGCAUCUGUUUGAGACAUUGCUAAUAGUGGCUAAUGACCAUUAGCACCCAAAUAGAUAGUUUUACAACUUUUAUAGUUUGUUCAGUGUUUACAAAUAAAGUGUACCUGAAUUAUGCUAGUGAUAUUAGUGAUAUAAACAAUAACUAUUUUACAGUUUCGUGGCUAUUAAAAUCAUGUAGUGUGAACAAAUAAUGAUAAUCAUAGUGUACUGUAUGAAGAGUGAUAUAUUCUGUUGCUUCAAAUUAAUUUGGUAAAUUAAAAAGAUUAUUCUGAGAUCUGAGGUGCGUGUUGCCAUUGCAACUAUUCUCUGAUAAAACCAGAGGCUAAAAGUUAUAUAUACAGCCCUGGAAAAAAAUAUUUUUCUCAAUCAGUUUCUCUGAUUUUGCUAUUUAUAGGUUUAUGUUUGAGUAAAAUUAACAUUGUUGUUUUAUUCUAUAAACUACAGACAACAUUUCUCCCAAAUUCCAAAUAAAAAUACUGUAAUUUAGAGCAUUUAUUUGCAGAAAAUAACAAAAAACAUGCAGAGCUUUCAGACCUCAAAUAAUGUAAAGAAAACAAGUUCAUAUUCAUAAAGUUUCAAGAGUUCAGAAAUCAAUAUUUGGUGGAAUAACCCUUGUUUUUAAUCACAGUUUUUGUGAUUAAAUCUUGGCAUCAUGUUCUCCUCCUCCACCAGUCUUACACACUGCUUUUGGAUAACUUUAUGCUGCUUUACUCCUGGUGCAAAAAUUAAAGCAGUUCAGCAUGGUUGAUCUUGAUUAUAUUCCAGAGGUUUUCAAUUUGGUAAAAUCAAAGAAACUCAUCAUUUUUAAGUGCUCUCUUAUUUUUUCCCAGAGCUAUAUAUGUGUAUGAUAUGUGUUGAAUUAAGUGUAAAAAUAGAUUAAAAAAAAAAAAAAAAAAAAACAUUUGUUUUUGUUUAAAUUUAAAGGACAGAUGAUCCACCAUGUUUUUUUAUUUGGGUGGGCUUUGUUCAUAUUUGUGUAUUUUUUUUUUUGUCUUUUUUCUUUUUGAUCUUUGAUAAGACAGCCUGUUGCCUGGCAACACAACAUUGCUCCACGUUUUUUAAAGCAUAAAAAUCCCUCUAAUAUGUUCCAGAUCGUAAUGAUAUACUAUUCUGCUAGUCUUUGCUUUGCUUUUUGCAUUAUUAUUAUUAUUAUUAUUAUUAUACUUAUUAUUUUUGCCAGAGAAGAGAUUCAGCUUUCUGCUCAGUGUACUGACUGUAUUGAUUUGUGCCUUUAAAUUGAAUAUCCCUCUGUCUGGAGGAUCUUUAAAUGUAUGAAUAAAUUAAGAGGAUGUCACAUUUUUAUGCUAUUUAUUUUGCUUAAAAAAAAUGCAUCUUAGUGGCUUUAGACCAAAUGUAGCUAUGCAGUAGAAACUAAACUGUCCCAGUGUUCAUACAUUUCCAUUUCCAUGCCAUUUGUCUGUUUUUUUUUAUUUGCAUGACAAUCCAUAUUUAAUAUAUAGUUUCAUUAAGUCAUCCAUAAUGCUGUCAUUCAAAUAUAUAUAUAUAUAUAUAUAUAUAUAUAUAUAUAUAUACACAUAUAUAUAUACAUAUAUACAUACAGGUGCAUCUUAAACAAAUGUUACUUUAUAUCAGUAAUUUAGUUAAAAAUUUAGUUAAAAACAUGAAACUCAUAUAUUAUAUAGAUGUCUUACACACAAGGUGAUCUAUUUUAAGCAUUUAUUUAUUUUAUUGUUGAGAAUUAUAGCUUACAGCCAAUGAAAAAUCAGUGUCUCGGAAAAUUAGAAUAUUAUAUAAGACCAGUUGGUACUUUCUGCAGUGUGGGCAGUGUGCCAAGUCCUGCUGGAAAAUGAAAUCCUCAUCUCCAUAAAAGUGACUUUAGACUUGAUAAUAAAACACAGUGGAUCAACACCAGCAGAUAACUUCUUUUUUUUUUU